Camelina sativa (false flax) is the source of this 606-nucleotide messenger RNA. RefSeq names its product glutathione S-transferase U26-like. NCBI's taxonomy places the organism in Eukaryota, Viridiplantae, Streptophyta, Magnoliopsida, Brassicales, Brassicaceae. The record is from RefSeq and is a predicted model, not a curated record. Gene Ontology annotation, molecular function: glutathione transferase activity. Gene Ontology annotation, cellular component: cytoplasm. Gene Ontology annotation, biological process: glutathione metabolic process.
AUGGCGGACGAAGUGAUUCUUCUUGAUUACUGGCCAAGCAUGUUCGGGAUGAGGACAAAGAUGGCUUUGGCUGAGAAAGGAGUGGAGUAUGAGUACAAGGAAACUGAUCCUUGGGUUAAGACUCCUUUGCUCAUCGAGAUGAACCCUAUCCACAAGAAGAUUCCGGUUCUCAUCCACAAAGGUAAACCCAUCUGUGAGUCUCUUAUUCAGCUUGAGUACAUCGAUGAGGUUUGGUCCGAUACAUACCCGAUCCUUCCCUCUGAUCCUUACCUCAAGUCUCAAGCUAGAUUCUGGGCUGAUUUCAUCGACAGAAAGUUUUACGACCCAUCAUGGAAGAUAUGGGCAACAGUGGGCGAAGAACAUGCUGCAGUGAAGAAGGAACUGUUGGAACAUUUCAAGACACUUGAAACAGAGCUCGGAGACAAGCCUUAUUAUGGUGGUGAAGUGUUCGGAUUCAUGGACAUUGCAUUAAUGGGAUAUUACAGCUGGUUCAAGGCCAUGGAGAAAUUUGGUGAUUUCAGUAUCCAAAAAGAGUUUCCGAAAUUGACUACGUGGACCAAGAGGUGUCUGGAGAGAGAGAGUGUGGUUAACGCAUUAGCUGAUUCU